CACUGGAAGCGAAGCCGCCAUUUCGACGUCAAAGCGUCUGUACAGCAGGAUAGCAGCAGGGAUGGCAUCGAAUGCGUUCGUGUUGUGCAAAGUCCGACACAGCGUGAGUCUGUCGCCGUGUCAUGCCGUGGAUGCGCGUGUGGGCAUCGAGCAGGACCUGACGGAGCAGCUCAUGCGCUACUCGGAGGCAUUGCAGGGUGUAGUGCUGAGCUUCAGUAACGUGCAGCUGGGCAGACCCUACGGGACCAUCGUGAACGAGAUGCCCUACAUUCACUGUAAGGUGCUGACCGAUGCGCUGGUCUUCCGCCCCAAGGAGGGCAUGAUGCUGCGCGGCGUCGUCAAUAAGAUCGGCAGCAACCACGUCGGUAUGCUCUUCGCUGGAGUCUUCAACGGCUCCGUUGCUGAGGCUGAGCUGCCCAAGGGAUACGUACACAACUACGCUCAGGAUUGCUGGCUGGGCGAGGACGGCUCUUCUAUCUCUGUCGAGGACGAAGUAGAGGUUAAAGUGCUGCGUGUCCACGUUGCUGGCGGCAUGAUCGCUAUUGAAGCCACUAUGCGCUUCGACGCCGCUGGUGUUGCGAAGUCUACGGCACCGAAAAAAGUAAAGAAAACCUCGCACCUUAACUUGGCAGCAGGAGAGCCGGUAACCAAGCCAAUUAAGGAAAAGAAGACCAAAAAGACCAAAAAGGUUGACGAAGCGGAGGACAAGCAGGAAAAGAAGAGCAAAAAGCGCAAGCACGAGAAGCCUGAUGAAGAGGUAGUAGAAGAGGAACCCGUUGAAGCCGAGGAGGUCAAGGUGAAGUCUAAGAAGCACAAGCAUAAGGACAAAGACGCCAAGAAGAAAAAGCACAAGAAAACCAAGCACGACUAGACUGAGGUGACGCUAGGCAUAGAUGGAUAGCAGGUAUCCAGCUGCAUGUGUUUAUAUACUUUCAAGAGCUUUUGUCAGCAAUCUCUCUUCAUUCCAGAAUGCCAGAAUAAGCAAACUCUCU
Messenger RNA from Phytophthora nicotianae INRA-310, 992 nucleotides. RefSeq lists its product as hypothetical. Gene Ontology annotation, biological process: DNA-templated transcription initiation. Gene Ontology annotation, cellular component: RNA polymerase I complex. The record is from RefSeq and is a predicted model, not a curated record. The transcript has 3 exons. Lineage: Eukaryota; Oomycota; Peronosporomycetes; Peronosporales; Peronosporaceae. The coding region runs from base 62 to 871 and encodes 269 amino acids.